AUGUCACGAAAUCACAUUCCAUUCGAUCAUUAUUUAACGUCAGAAGAUCCCAGUAGGGAAGUCCCGAAACGAUGGACAUAUCAAUCUAGUGUAUUAUUUUCUUUUACAAUUUUGACUACUAUUGGUUACGGGGAUGUUGUGCCUAAAACAAAAAGCGGUAAAAUCUUCACGAUGGUUUUUGGUGCCAUCGGGAUUCCACUUUUCCUCAUUACAAUUGCGGAUCUUGGUUCUUUCUCUAAGACGGGUAUUAUGACUAUAGUACAGGCACUUUAUAAAAAGGAAUUGAAAAAGCAAGGCGAGAUGAAGAUGUUACGGGAAAUUGGAGAGGUGUUCUUGGUGGCAAUGAUAUUCCUGAUAUUCAUCGCAGCCGGUUCGGCGAUAUUGCCGCUUUGGGAGAAUGAUCUCUCCUACUUCGACAGCGUCUACUUUUCUUAUAUGAGUCUAACAACGAUUGGGCUGGGCGAUAUUGUUCCGAAACGGUUGGACUUUUUGCUGCCGACGCUCGUCUACUUGACAAUUGGGUUGUGGUUGACGACAGCAUUGGUGGAGCAAUUGGCUGAUGUCUUUCGAUUAGUUCAUUAUGCUGGAAGGAAAGUGAAGAAUGUGAAAGGGAUUACUGUUUGGCUGGGUGGUCGUAGGUUAUCUAUGGGAAGUCUAAUCCAAACUGUUUGCCGAAGAGUUGGUAUGAGCGACCACUUGAUAGGCCAAAUAAACUGGGACAGAACGCUGGAUCAAGCAUUGGCCGGCCAUAUGCCACCUUCGAUCCCAAUUUUCCCGUGGCAUUUUGCCGACUUUGUCGAUCAUGACCCACCACUAAUCGAUUUGAGUAUAGAUUUUGAUCAGAUGGACGGCAAUUCAUUCCACCUCCCAUCCGCACCUAGUCGAAAAUCGAGAAGGACCUCACAGAUGAGUGCUCCAACAUAUAAUCCGAUCAUCACGGAUUCCGAGGACGAACUAUACCAAAACUACCAUGAUAAUAAGGGAGAAUACUAUCGUUUCCUAAGGCGAAUGCGGCACCAAAGC
This is a messenger RNA of Mesorhabditis spiculigera, 1023 nucleotides long. The record is from the annotation of a GenBank genome assembly. NCBI's taxonomy places the organism in Eukaryota, Metazoa, Nematoda, Chromadorea, Rhabditida, Rhabditidae.